Salarias fasciatus (jewelled blenny) is the source of this 930-nucleotide messenger RNA. RefSeq names its product glutathione-specific gamma-glutamylcyclotransferase 1. NCBI's taxonomy places the organism in Eukaryota, Metazoa, Chordata, Actinopteri, Blenniiformes, Blenniidae. Gene Ontology annotation, molecular function: glutathione specific gamma-glutamylcyclotransferase activity. Gene Ontology annotation, biological process: glutathione catabolic process. The record is from RefSeq and is a predicted model, not a curated record. The coding region runs from base 91 to 717 and encodes 208 amino acids. Gene Ontology annotation, cellular component: cytoplasm. The transcript is spliced from 3 exons.
CACAAGGCAGCGCACACUUGUUGACAUAAAGAGCGACUCAAGGCAAGUCCGAGGAAGUCUGAGGAAUCAAGAGAGAGCCAGGAGGCGACGAUGAAACCUCAGGACAUCAUCCGGGAGAAGAGCAGCCUCUGGAUCUUCGGCUACGGGUCUCUGGUGUGGAAACCGGACUUUGCGUACCGGAGGAGCAAAGUGGGACACAUCAAGGGCUACAAGAGGAGGUUCUGGCAUGGAGAUGAUUUCUACAGAGGGGACAAGGAAAAGCCUGGCAGAGUGGUCACACUGGUGGAGGAUGAAGAUGCGUGCACGUGGGGCGUCGCCUACGAAGUGACGGGCUCGCAGGUGGAGGAGUCGCUGCGGUACCUGAACGUUCGGGAGGUGGAGGGCGGCGGCUACGUCACGGCGAUGGUGGAGUUCAUCCCCAGGGAGAAAGGCCAGGGCGCGCUGUCGGCCCUCGUCUACAUCGCCGCCUCCGACAACCCCAUCUACCUGGGCCCGGCGCCGGACCGGGAGAUCGCCGCGCAGAUCGCCAUCUGCCGGGGCAGCACGGGACACAACGCCGAGUACCUGGUGCGCCUGGCCGACUUCAUGAGGCUGUGCUGCCCCGAGGUGCAGGACGAGCACCUGUUCGCCAUCGAGGCGGCGCUCCUCGACAUCCUGCGUGACUGUGGGGGGAUCAAAUCCCCAGAGCCGAAGUCCGUGCUGCUGGCGGCUGUGUGAGGAGGCCGGGGUCGACGGGGGGAAAUGAAAUCCUGAAACCAAUUUCCGAUGAAUCCUCUGUCGACAAACUCUCAGACUGUAAAGUAUUUCCAUGUCGAUAAGCACUCUGACCUUCUGACCUUCUUUCUAUUAAACUGUGCUCCACAGAUAUAAGCUAUCCAAAUACUGUACACCAAACAAGCAAGAAAAGCUUUAAAAACAAUGCAUUUUGAA